Messenger RNA from Geodia barretti, 970 nucleotides. The record is from the annotation of a GenBank genome assembly. NCBI's taxonomy places the organism in Eukaryota, Metazoa, Porifera, Demospongiae, Tetractinellida, Geodiidae.
AGAGUGGGGGAAAAGCCAACAACCUGAAAGGGAAAAGUAUACAGUGAGUAGGAAACUCGAAAGAAACGGCACGUCGCCCCACCGGUGAAUUCGACCGCCGUGUGCUCGUGAAGGAAACAGAUACCUUGUUGCUCUGAGCAUUGGGCACAGGGUAAUGGCGUACAGGAGGAGAAUCCCUAGAACCAGUGACCCAGUCACCAUUGGAAGGAGAACUUAUGGCAUCAAGGUCAACCAUUUACCGCAGGACAUGAGCAAGGAAGAAUUGAAGACACUCUUUCAGCGAUUCGGAAGCAUCGCCGACGUAUCCCUCAAACCCGGGAGCGGUGAGUGUUACGCUUUUGUCAAUUUCCACUCAAACUCGUGCGCCCACGAGGCAGUGAGCGAGAUGAACGGGAAAGUGUUCCACGGGAAGCGAAUCAACUGCAAGGUCCAAGUAGAAGAGAUUAGGUCGCCCUCUGUAGGGGGGUACACCGUUAAAGUCACAUUCGUUUCAAAGAACACAACAGAAGCCACACUCGCAGAGGUAUUUGGCUUUGGAAACCAAAACUGCAUUCAGAGCGUUAGGAUGGUUCCCUGUUCCACGGGCUUUAUUUACAACUACGCCUACGUGAACUACUUCUAUUCACGUGACGCCGAAAAAGCAGUAGCUGAAUUAGACCAGUGUCUAGUUGAUGGGUGUGCAGUCAGGGUCAAGCUACACACCGGUCAAGUUGGCUCUCCCUCGGCAGAUGCUCCGAUACACAGAGUAGCAAGUUACUCAGGUGGACACGCCCCUGCAGUUGUACCACAGCCUGGGAGCCCUUCACUGGCCACACAAAGGCACAUGUCACGAGCAAUUUCACAACCCGCAUUCGCGGCUUUGGUCAGCAGUCUUUCCAGCACUCCGGGUCACCGACACGUGCCAGUGUGCAUCCAAGAAAUGUCUAUCUGCAACCAGGUACCGAGAGGGUUAUUAAUGUACCUCCAGGGA